This is a messenger RNA of Chanos chanos (milkfish), 4494 nucleotides long. It is a transcript of the gene arhgef10, whose product is annotated as Rho guanine nucleotide exchange factor (GEF) 10. Gene Ontology annotation, molecular function: guanyl-nucleotide exchange factor activity; protein binding. Gene Ontology annotation, cellular component: centrosome. The transcript is spliced from 29 exons. Bases 1 to 4371 code for a protein of 1456 amino acids. Gene Ontology annotation, biological process: mitotic spindle assembly; positive regulation of stress fiber assembly; actin cytoskeleton organization. The record is from RefSeq and is a predicted model, not a curated record. NCBI's taxonomy places the organism in Eukaryota, Metazoa, Chordata, Actinopteri, Gonorynchiformes, Chanidae.
AUGGACUUGGAGGACUUCCCUCCCCCUCCCCCCGAAAUGUUGACAGAUGGGGCCUCAUACGAAGAUGAGGAUGAUGAAGGUGAGCGGUUUGACUUUGAUGACAGUGGAGACGACGCUCCGGAGGCCGACCGCCCGCCCCCUGCGCCUCCUGCACAGGACUAUGGAGCUGAGGGUGCUGAACUAACAGUCCCAGUCAUACCAGCUCAUUCCAGUACCCCGCAAAGCUCCCAGUCAAACACAGAGCCCCCAGUCUCAGAGACAAACUUUCCCCCACCUCCAGAGGACCUCUCCAACUCAAGCAGUACGACUGCCACCACCCCUGCUGCUACUGCUGCUGCGGAAGAGAGCGAUUUAGCUCCACUUCCAAAGGAGCAAUGCCCAAAUGUCACAGGAGGAAGCAUGGAAAAUGACUUACCUCCUCCACCAGAGGGCGCAAGAGACCCGUCUUCAGAGUUAGUAGCCAAGGAGAGCAAUACUAAUGAGGAUCCUUCCUCAAGCACACCAGUCUCCAGGGUGACCACUCAGCCCAAAGUCAGCCCCUACUCAGUGAUUGACAUCACUCCCCUCCAACAGCAGCUGCAGCCCCAGCAGAGCCCACCUCCCUCUGCCAUCCCACCAGCCAGUGAGAAGGAGGUUGGUGCCCAUGAUGUGAACAGCAGUGCCGGGGUGCCCUCCGGCUACUCUGUGCCUGUGCCUUGUGGCUACACCGUCCCGUCGAAUGUGCCAGUCAUCACGCCAGCCUACACCACUCCGGUCAUCAUCAGACACCUCUCUGUGGACGAAGACGUCACUGUAGUGGGGACAGGGACAACAUCAGCAGACAGUGUCUUCAAUGAAAAGUGCCCCGUUGUUAGAGAGGAGGAUGCUUUGACUAAGUGGGUCUCUGAUCCUGCAAACACUGCUUGGAUGGAAAAUCCCGACGAGGUUAUUUAUGAUGAUGUGCCGAGAGAGAACUCUGAUUCGACCACAGAGCCAGAUGAGAUGAUCUAUGAUGACGUGGAGCUGGGAGAGGAGGGCGGCAGCUCCUCACUAGACAACGGCUGGAGCUCCAGCGAGUUCGAGAGUUACGAUGAGCAGAGCGAUGGAGAAGGCCACGGAGAAAACGGCCUCCCUGACGCCUUCGUCAGAGGAAGAGUCCCCAGCAAGAAAACCCAUCUCUCUCAAGAUCUGACGCGCUUGAAAGAGCACUAUGAACGAAAGAUGAAAGAGCUAAUGGCAAACACAGUGGGGACGGUAGAGCUGCAGCAGCUUAAACAGAAACACGAGCAGAAGAUGCAGAAGCUGGUGAAGGCAGCUAAAGAAGGAACCAAAGAUGGUCUAGAGAAAACCAAAGCUGCUGUGAAAAAAGGCAGAUCCUUUAUCAGAACGAAAUCAUUCUUGAAGAUGUCCCACUGCCAUGCUUUAGAGAGGAAGACUGCCGGCUUUGAGGAAGAGGAGUCAGACCUUUUCAUUGAGGUGGAGUGUUUUAACGUCGAGCCAGUGCUGGGUCCUGCUCCUGAGGGCCUUUCUCAACAGCAGGUGGUGAGGAGAUGCAUUCUUGGAUCCAUAUUGGACAGUGAGAAGAACUAUCUGGAAUCUCUGAAGCGCAUAUUAGAGCAAUAUGAGAAACCGCUGUCACAGAUUGAGCCACGGUUGCUUAGCGAUCGGAAGCUUAAGGUGACCUUCUACCGUGUACGGGAAAUCCUACAGUGCCACGCCCUAUUUCAGAUUGCUCUGGCCAGCAGAGUAGCUGAGUGGGACAAGCUUGAGAUGAUCGGGGACGUCUUUGUAGCAUCAUUCUCCAAAUCCAUGGUGUUGGAUGCAUAUUGUGAGUAUGUGAAUAACUUCAGUACAGCGAUGGGGAUAGUGAGGAAGACCUGUGUGUCCAAACCCAGCUUCCUAGAGUUCCUCAAGCACCGGCAGGAAACCAGCAGUGACCGUGUCACCCUCUAUGGCCUUAUGAUGAAACCCAUUCAGAGGUUCCCACAAUUCAUUCUGCUCCUGCAGGACAUGUUGAAGAAUACUCCCGUGGGCCACCCUGACAGGCUGCCCCUGCAGAUGGCCCUGACCGAGCUGGAGACGCUGGCCGAGAAACUCAACGAAAAAAAGAGGGAGGCGGACCAGCGCUGCGAGAUCAGACAUAUCGCUAAGGCCAUGAACGAGCGCUACCUCAACAAGCUCUUGAGCAGUGGCAGUAGGUAUCUGAUCCGCUCUGAUGAGAUGGUGGAGACUGUGUAUAAUGACCGGGGUGAGAUUAUCAAGACCAAGGAGCGCUGCCUCUUCCUACUUAAUGAUGUGCUCAUGUGUGCCACGCCCAACAUCAGGUGGGACUACUCCCAUCCCACUGGGACUGGAAGUGUACCCUCGGGGCAGAAGUUCCUGCUGAAGUGGAGCGUGCCGCUGAGUUUGGUGGAGGUGGUAGAAUUUGGCUCUAGUGAGGAGAUGGGUGACAGUGGACGCUUCCCCGCUCCCCACUCAGGAGAGAAGGUGGUCAUCAAUGCCAAGCCAAAUAAACUGUACAUGGGUCCAGGGCAGCUGUACCAGGACCUGCAGAAUCUCAUUCAUGAUCUCAGCCUGGUCAAUCAGAUCUCCAGUAUGAUUGGCAGUCUGAAAGGCAACUAUCAGAAUGUGAACCCCACUGUUGCUCAGGAUUGGGUGUCUGGCCUCCAGCGCCUCAUUCUAAAGAAGGAAGAGGAGAUUCGGGCAGCCGAUCGUUGCCGUAUUCAACUGCAGUUACCUGGGAAACAGGACAAAUCAGGCAGACCCACGUAUUUCACCGCUGUCUUCAACACAUUCAGCCCGGCUGUCAAACAGUCCUGGAUCAGCAACCUCCAGAUGGCUAAGCUGGCUUUGGAAGAGGAUAACGUGCAAGGCUGGUUCUUUGCAGAGGAUGAUGGGAAUCAGAUAAAGAAACAGAAACAUCCUCUGCUACUUAAACAGAUGCCUGUGGUUAUGUCCAAACUGCAGGAGUUCAAGGUGGAGUGUGCGGUUCAUAAUCCUGAGCCUCAUGUGAACAGUAAAAGCACGGCAGACAUGCCUGCUUUAGGCCAUGGUUGUGUUUGGGUGGCCAGCUGUACCAAUCAAAUGGGGCAGAUAUCCAUCGUUGCCAUGCAAAACUCUAGCCCUAAAGUGACGGAGUGCUUCAACGUGGAAUCACGGAUCCUCUGUAUGGCCUACGUGCCUCAAGAGGAGCCCCUAGAAGAUGGAGGAGGAAACCCUGAAAAUGGCACUCAUGAAGGAAAGAGCAACAACAUUCCUACCGUCUGUCUGGGUAUGGAGGAGGGGAGCAUAUCAGUGUAUAAGAGCAGUCAGCGCUCUAAGAAGGUCCGUCUGCAGCAUUUCUUCACUCCAGAUAAAUCUACAGUGACAUGUCUGGUGUAUAAGAGCCAGUGUCUGUAUGCUGGCCUGGUCACUGGCUCCGUAGCUAUCUACUCCAAAUCAGCAGAUGGGUCUUGGAAUGCAGCCAGUCCUCGGAUGCUGAAGCUGGGUGUGUUGCCUGUCAAAGCACUAGUCACUCUGGAGGAGCAUGUGUGGGCGUCAUCAGGGGGACAGGUCUUCAUCAUCAGCACUCAGUCCCUCACUGUAGAGCGUCAGUUGGAGGCUCAUCAAGAAGAGGGUAUGGUGGUCUCUCACAUGGUGGUAGCUGGAGUUGGAAUCUGGAUAGCAUUCAGCUCUGGUUCUAUGCUGCGCCUUUUCCACACCGAAACUCUUGAGCACCUACAGGACAUUAACAUUGCCACACCCGUCAACAGUAUUCUCUCAGGCAACCAGAGGGUCUCUGUAAGCAGUCUUCUUGUGUGUCAUGGCCUAUUGCUGGUGGGGACCAAUCUGGGUGUAAUAGUGGCUCUGUCUGUCCCAAGGCUGCAAGGAAUCCCCAAAGUCACAGGACGAGGCAUGGUGUCCUUCCACGCUCACAACGGCCCUGUUAAGUUCCUCACCAUGGCAGCCGCAGUGAGUAAUCUCCAACAGCCCAAUGCCUCUGCCAGCCCACCCAAUGUGCCUGGGGCCCAGGAGGAAGAGGAGGGCCCCCACUCCCCUGGCUCUGCUCCAAACCAUACCCAGGAUCGCAGUGUGUGGUUGGGGGACAGAAGCAGCAGCGGCAGCCCUGGGCCUGUCCCCCAGCAUGAUUCCUUGUCCUCCUCCUGUGGCUCCUUGGCUCUCUCCCAGGGCUCUUUGGAGCAUGGACCAGAGGAUGGGGCUAUCUACGACCUGCUGAAUGACCCGGCACGUUCGCAGAAAGCCAAGCGGUCCCAAAAAGUGGACGUGAGUUCCCUAUUGGUGGUCUCAGGAGGGCUUGGUCAUCGGCGGGUCAAUAGGAAGGUCAAGCAGUCUCGCCAUGAGGAGAUGGUAUCAACCAUCAUGGUGUGGCAAAUUCCACUGCUCAGUGUGUGAGAGAGGAACACAAACAUAUAGACUGCCUCUGUGCUGUGAGGGUGGAGGCAGCACAUGGCGCUGGGGUAUUCCAAGACCUACUUGAAGUCAAUGAUGCUCGCUUGGAUGAUGAUACAUAGAAUU